UAUGGAUAGGUUUUGAUGAUGAUGGUUUAGAAUGGAUUUUGGAUUGUAUACAAUAUUUGAAUGUAAUCAAGAAUGUUAUUUAUGAAUAGGUUAUAUUCCACCUCCUCCACCAAUACCAACAUUCACUAAAAUGUGUAAAAGUGCAACUGUAAGCCAAAGUUUAGUAGGGGCCAAUAAUUUUUAUGGAGGUUAUAUUCCACCUCCUCCAAUACCAACAUUCACUAAAAUGUGUAAAAGUGCAGAUGAAACCCUUAGUUUAGAAGGGGCCAACAAUUUUUUUGGAGGUUUUGAUGAUAAUGGUUUAGAACAUCAAAGUUUAGGGAAUGUCAAACAUGACAGAGAUUCAAGUAAUCCACUUUCACAGAUAAUCAAUCUUCAGUUAGCAAAUGGUGCAUGGGAUAUGGAGUCAGCAAUAGCAAAGAUUGUUGGUAAAUCAUUUAAGGAUUUAGAAGAUGCCUGUCCAGUGUCAUGCAAUGGAAAUAUGAUGACAAUAUGGGCAACAUGUAUUGUUUUGGCAUACCUGGACCUUCAAUUAUCCACUGUUAAAGAUGAAUGGGAGUUGGUUGGUAUGAAAGCAAAAUCUUGGCUUAUGAUGCAAGUUCUACCAAAGGAUGUUCCUAUGAAGAUUUGCAUGAAAAGCCAACCAAUUUCUUCGUGAUAAUGAUAAACAUGAGUAAAUGUAACUUUGUGUAACAUUGAAUCAAUACUUGACGAUUUUCUUUAUAAUUUUAUAAUUCAGUAAAAUAGACUACACAUGCUUUUUUGGGUUUUAAGUAGAAAUUACUAUAUAGUGGAAUGACAUUGGUAAUCUUUGACAAAAAUGUAUUGCACUUCUGAGUGUUUUGUCAUGUUGAGAAAAUAGCAUAAAACUAACAAGUUUUUUUGUAUACGAAAUCACGAAACUACGAGUCUAUAAAAAAUGUUUUAAAAAUAUGACUCAAUUUAAGCUCGGAGGAGCAAAAUAAAUAAAAUAUAACUUUGAGUACUUUAA
Molecule: messenger RNA, 991 nt
Organism: Xenia sp. Carnegie-2017
Lineage: Eukaryota; Metazoa; Cnidaria; Anthozoa; Malacalcyonacea; Xeniidae
Product: von Willebrand factor A domain-containing protein 5A-like
Exons: 4
Coding region: 131-658 (175 amino acids)
Source: RefSeq, a predicted model, not a curated record